GCUCGUGUAUAACGUGUCUGGCGCUCCGUAACAGAACGAUCGCGUUUACAUUCAAAGUUUACACUGAGGAUUGGAAAAUGAGAUUGUUUUACGAAGUUUACAAAGUUGGAACGUGUCAAUUUAUUUAGUUUUAAACUAAAUUAACUUAGUGAAAAAGUUUUGAAAGUGAAUAUUUAAUACUAUUGUGCGAGUGAGUUUACAAUGCAUGACAGUUAAGUUGGAGUUAAGCAUAUAAUCUCAAAAACCAGUGUUGCAAGAUGGGCGCUUAAGAUUGAAUUUUUUUACGAACGACUGCUAGAAAGUUGCUUGGAUCACCAACAUGAAGUCCGAUCGGCUUUCACCGUUGACUUUACUGCUGAUUUGCACAGUUGGAUGGCUAGUACGGGCAGACGACGAGCAACACGAUGCGAGAGAAGGGGACAACGUCACCAUGCAAUGUCGGUUUUCAUUGGAGCCCCUCGCCGGAGAACCCCUCACCUACUACUGGGUGCGGAGCACUGCCAGCGGACACGAAAACGUUGCGAUAGGCAAUAUUCCCCUCGAAACGAACUACCAGAUAACAUACGCGCCGACGGAGGGUCGCUUCGACUUAUUGGUAUCGAAUGUAUCGUACGAGCGAGAUAAUGGGCGCUUCGAGUGCAGAGUGAAGGCGGGCGGGUCCGGCCGGACUCUGCAUUCUCAGGGACAUGCCCUCACUGUACUCAUACAGCCCCGACCUCCUACCUUGACGCCGGGCACGCACACGCAGUCACAAGAGGGCCGAGAACUCAAUCUUGCCUGUUCCAGCUCAGGAGGAUCGCCCGAACCCACUAUCAAGUGGUACCGAGACGGUUCAAUCUAUCCGAUGGAGGCGAUGAUGACGCAUGCGAAGACCAGAGCCGAGGCAACAGUUGCGACCCUCACCCUCAACACUACAAAGGAAGAUGAUGGCGCUAUUUUCCGCUGCGUGAUCUGGAAUCGUGCUAUGCCCGAGGGAGAACAGCUGGAUGCCAGCGUCGAGCUCAGUGUCAAUUAUUUCCCACGGAUCGAAGUAGGACCCGAAAACCCUUUGCGAAUCGAAAUUGAUGGCACGGCCACGAUGGAAUGUAAAGUCGAUGCCAAACCGAAAGUCAGCUCUGUACGAUGGACCAGAAACGGAAAAUAUAUAUCGAACUCUUUCACUCACACGAUCCAGGGAGUCACAGUACAAGACGCGGGCAAGUACGCUUGUACCGCGGACAAUGGUCUGGGCCGACCCGGGGAGAAAGAAAUGUAUCUAGACGUAUUAUUCCCACCGAGUGUCAAAGUGGAAUCUAAAACAUACGAAGCCGAAGAAGGCGGUAACGUGCAUAUACGAUGCGAUGUCUCAGCCAAUCCUGAACCCAUCUCCGUGGAAUGGAUAAUGGAAGGGAAACCUGAUUUCCACCAAAAAGGCAACAAUCUAACGUUGACGGGUGUAAACGCGAACAUGGCUGGGACUUAUUUGUGUCGGGCGGUUAACGUUAUAUCGUCAACGAACGGAAAGCGUGCUGAACGGUCAAACAGCGCUUCGGUCGCGGUUCUUGUACGGCAUAAACCCGGGCGCGCUUACAUCAGUCCGGACAAGCCCAUUGCACAGGAGGGGACCGGGGUUACGUUGACGUGCAGCGCGAACCCUCCCGGCUGGCCCGCCCCGCAGUACAGAUGGUUCCGCGACAUAGAAAAUUCUGACACGAAGCCCGCUGUUCUCGCCACCGGCAACAAGUACACCAUUCCGAGCGCACAUCUGGGCAGCGAAGGCGUUUAUCACUGUCAGGCCACUAAUGAACUCGGCCACGGCGAACUAGCUUCGGUUACUCUAGAAGUCCAUCAGCCUCCGCGCUUCCAAAUGAAACUUCAACCUCACACGACGAAACGGGCCGGCGAACAGGACUACGCGGUGAGCUGCAGCGUGCUGGGCAAACCACGGCCCACCGUCAGAUGGUACAAAGAUAAUUCGGAGAUCAAGCCUGAUGCUAAUCUGUAUGAAGUCAAGAGUGAUAUCGCCGAAACCAGCAACGAAGUGUACAACGUACAGAGCACGCUAAAGUUCAGGGGGAAAGCAAGACCGAACACUAAUGAUUUAUUACCAGAAGACAGGGGUAUCUACUCUUGUAACUUCGAAAAUGAAGUAAAAAAAGUCGAAUCCACAAUGCAUCUUCGAAUAGAACACGAACCGAUAUUGAUUCGACAACAUAAAAAAGUAGCUUACGACAUCGACGAAACAGCCGAAAUAGUGUGCCGAGUGCAGGCGUACCCCAAACCGGAGUUCCAAUGGUUCUACGGCACGAACACCGCGCCGCUUCAGAUGUCCUCCGACGGACACUACGAGAUCAACACGACGACAGACAGCAACGACUCGUACUUCAGCAUGCUACGAAUAAAGAAAGUGAAGCCUCAGGACUACGGCGACUACUACUGCAAAGUGAAGAACUCGCUCGGCCAUAUACGACCUCAGAUACGACUGCAGCCGAAGGGCGCUCCGGAGUCGCCGUCCGCGCUCGAGAGCCAGAAGGUCGGACCGACGUAUGUGACGCUCAAAUGGGAGGCAGGCUUCGACGGAGGACUGUCGAAUACGAAGUACUUCGUGCUGUACCGGCGGGCGUCGCUGCGAGGGGUGGGGGGCGCCGGCAGCGACGAGCACUGCACCGUGGAGCGGUCCACGGACCGCGACUGGAUGGAGUACGACUGCGGACGCGCCAACCCUUGCAACGUGACGCGCCUCGACCAACACAACGCCUACUCGUUCAAGGUGAAGGCGGUGAACACGAAAGGUCACAGUGAGUAUUCGAAUGAGCUCACUGUGACGACUAAAGUGGAUAAGAUCGCCCCCCCGGAACAAGUGACGUACGAUCCGAGCUCGCGGAUGAUCGUGUUCACGGUGGUACCGACCUGCCUCACUGUCGUAGGAGUCGUGGAAGGACUGGGCAACAUGGGAGGAGCUACUGGCUGGCAGGUGGUUGAGACAAUACCGCUGCGGCUAUCAGGGUCAACAGCGAUCGUGCAGGAGUCCACCUUAGAAUUGCCCAGCAAGUCCAGUCGAGUUGCAGGCAGACACAUGUCGGACCCGCCUCUCGACGAACUCAAUCCCAGGAUCAGACUCAAACUCUGCCUGCAGGUCAACCAAGAGGUGUGCAGCGAAUACGCCGAAGCUGAAAUCGGACAGUCGUACGUGAAGGAAGCGUCUACCUUGAAAACGGCAACGAUGCUCGCCAUUUUGUUUUCCGCGAUCAUGUUCGUCGUGGUCGCAGCCUUACUGUUCAUAUUCUGCCACUGUAAACGAAAGGAGAGCAAGAAGGACAGGUCUAAAGAUUACGAAAUGGACUCCAUGAGGCCGGCGAUGGUCACCCCUCAGAACCAAGCGCCGCCUCCUUACUACCCAGGAACCGGUAUGGAAAACAAGGCUCUGGAACAUUCCAUGGAUCUUGGCCUUAUGGAUGAUUCCAAGAACAACAUGUACGCCACUCAAGGAGGCUACCUCUGCAACGUUCCAGUUCAAAUCAAAACUCAUCACGGACAAGCCAUUCCUAAUUCUGACUGGAACAUGGGCUUCGUCGAGAACAGCUAUACGAAUAGCAACAACGGGGGUAGCGUGAACUCGCAGGACUCUCUGUGGCAGAUGAAAAUGGCCGCCGGUAACAACGGGGGAGCUAUGCCCGCGCACCAGCUCCUAGACCGACAGAGCAACUACGAGUACGACGGGAUGACGCACGGCGGGUACCGCGCCGUGGACGACUACGCGCCGUACUCGCACCUGCCGCCCCCCGCGCCCGCCGACUACAGCCUGCACCCCCCCUCGCGCCAAGACUACUGCUCCGACCCCUACGCCUCCGUGCACAAGCCCAAGAAGCCCAGGGCCGACCAACACAUCGAGUCACCGUACCACGAGGUGAGCGGGUUGCCGGAGUACUGCGGCGCGGGUCCGACGGAGGAGGGGGGCGCGGAGGACAAGGCGGCGCACAUGUCGCUGUGCUGCGACGAGUCCCUCGAGUCCGGCUACUCCACGCCCAACUCCCGCGCGCGACGCGUCAUCAGGGAGAUCAUCGUCUGAACGACACCCGACGCCGCAGCUCCGUGAGUCCUCACCGCCUCAGAGCGCGGGCACACGAUGGGUGCGGCACCGCAACGCGUCGUGUGCCCCCGCUCUCACUGACGCGACGCCUACUUACAGCGUAUCAUUAGGGUUGCCACACGUCCUCCGACUCCACAGGAAAACAUUAGGGUCGCUGCAUCUCUAUUACCAUAGUAUUGUUCUCAGUUUAGUGUUAACACGCUUUAUAAUAUAUUAAGCUACGGUAAAAUACCCAGUUUAUAGAAAUUGUAAUUAUUUAGAGAUAAAAAAAGGACGUGCCUAAAUCAUCAGAAAAUGAUGGAAGACAUUAUAACAGUAAUAAAACUUAAGUAAGAGUUCUCUAUUUUUACUUAGUUUCCAUUAUUUUCAUAAGCAAAUUACACAUCGUGGCGACCCUGGUUAUCGUUAAAUUUCGUAAGCCCCCUCCCAAAUUAUUUUUGUACACAGAUAAUAACCUACGUAAAGAAAAGAAUUUCGCUUCGGUAAAUGCACAGGGUAAAAUGUAGAAUAACGAAACGAAAAUUAUUAUUGAAAUGAUUUGUUUAAUUAUUUUCGUCCUCGGCAUACCGCGUGAACUUUGAAUCUGUUUUGGGUUAGAAACACAAAUCAAUUGAAAACUAAAUGCUCCACCAAAAUAAUGUAUCUUUACGAUUUUAAUUACACGAAACGUAUGCUUAACUAGAGCUGCCAAUUAAUAUAGUAAGGUCAUUAAAAUACAAUUUAAGUCGUAAUUCCUCAAUCAUUUCGUUCAUAUAAUUUAUUAUCAUGACAUACGCUGAAACGAAGAGAAGAAUCCUGUCCCAAUUUUAAUGAAUCUCUCAUCAUAAACCUUUUCGUGUUUCGUCACGGUGCGCAUUUAUUAAAUGAAUGUUUAAAUGAAGGGCCCGUUAGAUUUAAAUCUUCGAUGCCUAACGUUGUGAUUGUUGUGUCAAUUGUGAUAUAGGGAACGCACGUUGUGACGGUUCAUUGAAUUCGAAUUAUUGUGUAUGUAAUGCAGUUAAUGGAAACCGGAAAUGUAAUCUAAUGUUAUGUACAAUAACAGCGCUAUGUUCUAACACUAGAUUUUGAAAGGCAGUGUAUAAAACGAACAAGUAAUGAAACAGCGAUAGAGUAGAGACGAACAAAUUCGACUAAAAAUAAUCGAUUUUAAUAUUUUGUUUUGAAAAAAAAAAAAAAAAAUUUGUUUGGGUUUUGAUAAUUUUUUGAAAUCGAUUUUUCUAUAAUCGUUAAAAAAAUACGGUAUACAUCUAAAACGUUGACGUAACAUUUAGUCUAAUAUUAGUACUUAAUACAAAUUGAUACAGUUUUGUAUUUCUCAACACUAAAUUACAAAAAUACAAUUUAAAGAAAUUCAUCUUACAAAUUAUAAACCAAGGAAGAGAUAUCAUUAAUAGGUACGUUUAUCUCAAAAGCGGACGUUAAUUCGUUCACUUAAUUAUGCACAUUGUCUUGUGAGUCAAAUUGCUUUGAUAAGCUUUGUUAGCAGACUGUGACAGAUUAAUAUCGAAAUCGGACGUAAAAUUAAUUUAUGCAAUGAAUACACUAUUAAUCAGUAAACGAAUAAUAAUCAAAUUAAGAGAUUAAAAAAACCGAAACAAAUCUAAAAACCCUGCCCUAGAAGUAAACCGGUCAGUUUUCGUAAUUUUUAUACGUCAAUUUCCCAGUGAACGAUUUUACAAAAAACAUUCGAAUUGUAUUUCCUAUUUCCACAAACAUGCAAACGAGUAAAUGAUUAUGAAUGUUGAUCACUAUUAUACUUAUAUUAUAUACAGUAUACUGGGAGUUGUUUGUAACUUUCUUGUGUGAAAGCUGCAUUGCACUCGCCGUACUGGACUACAGUACUAUUGAUGUUUUGUAAAUAAAAAACUAUCAUAAUUUUGUCUGUUAAUUAUUAUAAUCUUAAGAAGUUCUAACUGCCAGUUUGAGCAGCUACACAUUUUGGUGGUGAACAAUUAGAAUAAUCGCUUUUAAGUGAAUUCCACUUGUAACGGGAUCAUUGAAAGGAUAACUGGUUCAAAUACGGCCGGUAUCUAACACAACGCUGAUAACUAAGUAUAUAAAACAGAAAUGAAACUAAAUCAGAUACCAGAAAGCUUAUUCGAGCGUUAUUUGUGCCGUCAGUGUCGUUUGGUUUGAAUCGUAAUCCUUUGCCCGUUUCAUCUAUCCGUUUCCGCCAAUAACCUACAAGACUCUUAGCAUUACGGUCUAGAGGAGCGAAAGAUCUAUAAAAAAUAACCUAGACAGUUCUUGAAGAAAGGUUUUUUGACCAAUUUCUUAAGAGCUUCGCUACGUACAAGUACCUCCUCGAGGUCAAAGAUGAGAAUCCAUGCUUGUGAACACGUAAAUUCCAUAAAUACCACUCGACGUAAUUAUUCCUCGAGGAAUGACAGCAAUUCAAAUUACGUCAAGGGUCUCACUUAAAAUUCUCUAGUCUACUCGAUAAUUCACACGAGACGAAUCAUUCACGGCUUACAGUUAUGUACACAAGGUCUACUUUCUAUUGAAGGUUGUAUUCCGAUUUUUUUAGAUUAACGUACUUAAUAGCACCGUAAGUUGUAAAUAUUGUAUUUCUUGUUAACGUCUUCACUUUUUUUGAAGAAUAAAGAAUUUUUAGUGAAGUUAAUUAGAGUUUAAAAAAAUAAUUUAAGGAUUUAUGAUUAAAUUUAUCUUAUUGAAAUUCUUGUUCGCUUCUAUUUAGAUGAUUAAAGUAAUAAAUUCACAUGGAAGCCAUCGAUCGUACUCGUAAUUUUAGGUGAUGAGCCGCGUACAUCACUGGACGUGAUGUGGAUCACAAUUUUUGCUUCCACUUGAGCAUUCCUCUUUCGAAGUAGUAGAGCAGUAUGUUAUUCAAAACAAAUGCUCUUUAUAAAUAGUUUAGUGUGGGGCAUUAGUGCAAUGAAUAAAACCGGUGCUCCGUUCGAAUUAUAGUCUUCUCAGACGAAUGCUCAUUUCGGAAACUAAUUAGUCAGUCAGUGUGUGUGUGCCUUUCGGGCUAUUCGUAUGAUUUAUGUAUAGAUGUAAAGACUGCCUUUAAAUCUCGUGAGAGUAUAAUUUUAUUGUUUAUCAAUAAUAAGCUCUUGUAAGUGGGGUUGUGAAGAUUCUGAGAAGAUUUGUCGAGCAAUUAACGGCUGCUUAACAAAAGAUUUCGCAUUAAUAUAGAACAUUACAUAUUGUAAGUUAAUUAAAUAUUGAAAGUGUUAGUCAAAACGAGUUGGUAUAACUGAUGAUACUAACUUAGAUAGAUAGACGCAAACAAAAAAUGUUGGAUAAAUAUAUUUUGUAUUGUAUUGCAAGCAAUGUAACACAAAUAAAAUCGACUGACGUCUAGAAUCAACGAUAAAGGGAGUAGGCGGGGUGGGUCUACCAGUUUUCUUGAGCUAAAUUGCUGGCUCACGAAAUUUAAAGUUUCUGAAAUGAUAUCUAAUGAUAUUUAUGUUAAACCAGUAAAUGAAUAGUGUUUUCCGUUCACGUUAGAUAUGUUAGUUUUUGUUUUAGAUUCGGAAACGAUCUCUUUAUACCCUGUAUACAGGUGUAACAGAAUGCCCUUUCCGAAGUGAACACUUUCUUAACUUAACCGGAACCGAAAAUGACAUUUAUUUGCUAAUUCAAGUAACCUUUUAAAGUUUUCAAUAUUUCCUGAGCGCGCAAUGUAAAGCUUACAAUUUUUCAGGAAUCAUUCCCAUACAGCCAAUCGCGUUAAGAAUCUAUUUGAACGUUAGUGACAUUAAUGACAGGGUGUUACUAAGGCAUCUGUAUUACAAGUAAAUAAAUAUAUAUAAAAAAAUUUUUUUUUUUUUUGGGAACUGCUGCCGUAAAUAUGACAUUGACCCCAUUUUGUAAGUACCUAAUAAACUUAUUCUAUUACUACCGCUUACUUACUAUUCUUUUUAUGUACAGUAUUGUUACACUAGACAACCUAAUCUAGAGUUCCAUCGACAUUAGUCUACCCACAAUUUAGAUCAUUAUCGCGCCGUAUACUACAUUUAAUUACUGAAUCUUUUAUUACAUGAAUACUUUACGUAUCGAAAUUUAUAAACAAUAUUUUUUCUGGUUCAUUUACUUUUAACCUAUUCACCUAUGCGACUUUUUUGAGAAAAGUUGUCAAAAUGUGAAGAAAAGUUCACACAGUUGGCGAAGCAUUAGUCGCGCAUUAUACGUUCAAAUAGAUUAUUUUCGAGCAUUAUCUGAUUUUCAAUUCUUUAGUUUAUGAACAAACAAAAAAAUCUAAUAUCUCUUUGGGCGUAGUUAAUAGCCUUGUAUUUCCGAAAAGUAUCAAAGAGAAUAUUUUCAAAGUAUUCGUCUCCCGAAAUGAUAUUGGAACGAAGUGUCCCACCUAUAUUAGCAAAAGUGAUACUUGAGAUGACCGAGACUUUGAUAAUUAAAUUAAUGUUUUUUUUUAUGUAUUUAUAACUUUUAGGGACUUAUGAUGAAUUAUUAGCAUGAUUUAGAUUUUUUCGUAUUAGUUUUUAAUUUUUCUAAUAUAAUCUCAGUGACAUCACGGUUUUACGAAGAAAAUGAAUUUUUCAUUAUUUUUUUAUUAUUAUUAUUAUUAUAAUUAUUAUUUUCAAUUUCAUAGACACAUAAGAUAGAAAAAAUAUAUAUAUUAUGUGUUGUCUAAAAAAAGAGAACAAUAUAAAUAUUAUGUAGGUACACUUAAUGUUAUAUGACUCCGUAAAUGUCAAGUUUGUUACUGAAAAUCGACUCCGCAAUAAACAUAAUGUAUUAAUGUAAUUAAUAACCAACUGUAAGAUUAAGUUCUAUGACAUUCAUUAGCCAAUACUUGUACUUUAGUAGAAUCCGUAUUAUAUAAAUAUUAAAGAGGUUAGCGGAUAUUAUUCAAACAUUACGAAGCCUAAUUACUAAAUAUUGAUCUCAUUUCAUGGCACACCUAAAUAUGUAGCUUCGUCUAAAAUCGUACCAAUCUAGAGAUCGCUUAUUACGUUCGCAAUAUACUUCAAAAGGUGGUUACUGUUUUUUAUAUUGGUAUUAACAUAUUGAUAAGUGUGAUAAUAUUGUAAAAUCACUGAUUACUGCCCGUCAAUCCCAAGCUAACAAUACGUUUGAUGAAUGAAUAAUGUUUUACAUUUAACAUUCGUUACAGGGAAACGUCUAUGUUCGGUUUAAAAUUAAUAAUACAAAUGAUUAAUGUAGAUAUAAUUUUUUUAAUCAUAGUAAUGUAUGUAAUUUUAUCUGUAAUAACACUGCCUCUCUUGGACUUGUGCCAUAAUCCUAUUAUACUUAUAAGUUCUACGAUUAGGGCAUCAGUCCAACGCGAAAAGUCUUAAAUCUAAAAACUGUAAAACCAGAUAAUUUAGAAACACCCAGUAACUUUGAAACUUGAAGCAUUUAUCCAUGAUUACUAAACAUUUUUUUUUAUUUUAUUAUCAUUUCUUGGGAAAAAAAUGACCAGUGAAAUUUCUUAACUUCUACUGUUUUAAAAUCAGUAAAGUAUUUAAAAUUGAAAAAAUAAAUUUAUUUUUUAUUUACAGUUGUAAAUUAUAAUGCAUUUUGCAUAUAUGAACUGCAUUAAUUAUAUAUUUUCUUGAAUAUAAAAGUCAUAUUGCACUGUUGUAAUCAAAUGUAUCAAAUAAUAAAAUAUAACAAUUAGCGUGCGUCACUUCCGUAUCAAAAAUAAAAUGGUUGUUCGUUUUAAAUUCAAACAAUUCUUACCCGGAAAUGAAAUUAAUCAGAUCCAAUGAAAUUCAAUCAAAUCGAAGUUAAUGUAAAGUAGUAUUAAUUUUAUAUCUCUAAUAAAUAUUUAGGUCAUAAGACUGUAAGCCUAAAUGUUUAUGUAUUACGAGGUACAUCAUCGAGAGUAAGAUUAAGAAUGAGCCAUACAUUAAUAUUAAUAAUUUUUCGGGACAUACUAAAUAAACAAUUGUAAAUAUUAUAUUAAGCCUUUACGUACAAAUAAAUG
This is a messenger RNA of Bombyx mandarina (wild silkworm), 9986 nucleotides long. RefSeq names its product hemicentin protein echinoid (gene ed). The record is from RefSeq and is a predicted model, not a curated record. Gene Ontology annotation, molecular function: cell adhesion molecule binding. Gene Ontology annotation, cellular component: cell-cell junction; plasma membrane. Gene Ontology annotation, biological process: cell-cell adhesion. NCBI's taxonomy places the organism in Eukaryota, Metazoa, Arthropoda, Insecta, Lepidoptera, Bombycidae.